Oreochromis niloticus (Nile tilapia) is the source of this 937-nucleotide messenger RNA. Its product is annotated as olfactory receptor 52E4-like. Gene Ontology annotation, cellular component: membrane. Gene Ontology annotation, molecular function: olfactory receptor activity; G protein-coupled receptor activity; odorant binding. NCBI's taxonomy places the organism in Eukaryota, Metazoa, Chordata, Actinopteri, Cichliformes, Cichlidae. Gene Ontology annotation, biological process: detection of chemical stimulus involved in sensory perception of smell; G protein-coupled receptor signaling pathway. The coding region runs from base 1 to 927 and encodes 308 amino acids. The record is from RefSeq and is a predicted model, not a curated record. The transcript has a single exon.
AUGGAGCUUGCAUUAAAUGUAUCAUACGUAACUCUUGAUGGGUUUUUCCAGGUGAACAAAUACAGAUAUCUUUAUUUUAUGAUCAUGUUUACUGUAUACAUUCUCAUACUCUGUUGUAAUUUCACCAUUGUAUUCCUCAUUGUGGUUGAGAAAAGUCUCCAUGAGCCUAUGUACAUUUUUAUUGCAGCUUUGCUAUUGAACUCUGUUAUGUUAAGCACUGUUAUUUACCCAAAGCUUUUGAUUGACUUUUUAUCUAAAAGACAGAUCAUAUUUUAUUCCGUCUGUCUCUUUCAGUUUUUUAUGUUUUACUCCUUGGGUGGUUCAGAAUUUUUACUCUUGUUUGCCAUGGCCUAUGACAGAUAUGUGUCUAUAUGCAAACCUCUGCAAUAUCCAAUUAUCAUGACAAAAAACACUAUCAGCAUUUUUUUAACCUUAGCUUGGAUUGUGCCUUCUUCUCAGGUUGCAGUGGCAGCUGUAUUAAUGGCCAAUAAAAAAAUCUGUAACUUUACUUUCCCUGGAAUUUUUUGCAACAAUACAAUUUACAAGCUUCUAUGUGUGCAUUUAAAAGCACAGACUGUACAUAAUAUGGUUGUACUAUUUAAUGUUGCAAUUCUCCCUGCAGUUUUCAUAUUCUUCACUUACACCAAGAUACUUGUGAUAUCCUAUCAAAGCUGUAAAGAAGUCAGGAGAAAAGCUGCACAGACCUGUUUGCCCCACUUGAUAGUUUUGAUCAGCUAUUUGUGUUUGUGUGCAUUUGAUAUCAUUAUAUCUGGUCUGGAGUCUAAUUUUCCAAAGAUUGUACAUUCAAUAUUGACUUUGCAAAUCGUAAUGUAUCCUCCCCUUUUCAAUCCAAUUAUAUAUGGACUAAAAAUGAAGGAGAUUUCUAAACACCUCAAAAGGUUGUUCUGCGCUGUCAAAAUAAACUAAUGUAUCAAUA